GAGUAGCAGCGUUGAGUCAGGCCGGCGGCGGAGGAAACUGCGGUAGAGACCCUCAAGCCUCGCCAUGAAAACCCGUUUUAGCACCGUUGACCUCCGCGCGGUACUCGCGGAGCUGAAUGCCCGCUUGCUAGGAAUGAGAGUAAACAAUGUUUACGAUGUGGAUAAUAAGACGUAUCUUAUUCGUCUUCAAAAACCAGACUUUAAAGCUACACUUUUACUUGAAUCUGGCAUACGAAUUCACACGACAGAAUUUGAAUGGCCUAAGAAUAUGAUGCCGUCUAGUUUUGCCAUGAAGUGCCGAAAACAUUUGAAGAGUCGGAGAUUAGUCAGUGCAAAACAGCUUGGUGUGGAUAGAAUUGUGGAUUUUCAAUUUGGAAGUGAUGAAGCUGCUUAUCACUUAAUCAUUGAGCUGUAUGACAGGGGGAACAUUGUUCUUACAGAUUAUGAGUACCUAAUUUUAAAUAUCCUAAGAUUUCGAACUGAUGAGUCAGAUGAUGUUAAAUUUGCUGUUCGUGAACACUAUCCAGUUGAUCAUGCUAGAGCUGCCGAACCUUUGCUUACCUUGGAAAGAUUGACUGAAAUAAUAGCCAGUGCACCUAAGGGUGAACUACUGAAGAGAGUUCUUAACCCAUUACUUCCCUGUGGACCAGCUCUCAUUGAACACUGUCUUAUAGAAAAUGGAUUCUCUGGCAAUGUCAAACUGGAUGAAAAAUUUGAAAGUAAGGAUAUUGAAAAAGUACUUGUUUGUCUUCAGAAAGCAGAAGAGUAUAUGAAAACAACAUCCAACUUCAGUGGAAAGGGGUAUAUCAUUCAGAAAAGAGAAAUAAAACCAAGCCUAGAAGUAGAUAAACCAACCGAAGACAUACUCACGUAUGAGGAAUUUCAUCCUUUCUUGUUUUCUCAACAUUCACAAUGUCCAUAUAUAGAAUUUGAAUCAUUUGACAAGGCCGUAGAUGAAUUUUAUUCCAAGAUAGAAGGUCAGAAAAUAGAUUUAAAAGCUUUACAACAGGAAAAACAAGCAUUGAAGAAAUUAGAUAAUGUCCGAAAGGAUCAUGAAAACAGAUUAGAAGCUCUUCAGCAGGCUCAGGAAAUAGACAAACUUAAAGGAGAGCUUAUAGAAAUGAACCUACAAAUAGUUGACAGAGCCAUUCAGGUUGUUCGAAGUGCUUUAGCCAACCAGAUAGACUGGACAGAAAUUGGGUUAAUUGUGAAAGAAGCCCAAGCUCAAGGAGACCCUGUUGCAAAUGCAAUCAAAGAAUUAAAACUACAAACAAAUCAUGUUACAAUGCUGCUAAGAAAUCCAUACUUGUUAUCAGAGGAGGAAGAUGAUGAUGUUGAUGGUGACGUCAGUACUGAGAAAAAUGAAACCGAACCACCAAAAGGAAAAAAGAAAAAGCAAAAGAAUAAACAACUGCAGAAGCCUCAGAAAAAUAGGCCAUUGCUUGUCGAUGUUGAUCUCAGCUUGUCAGCAUAUGCCAAUGCCAAAAAGUAUUAUGAUCACAAGAGAUAUGCUGCUAAGAAAACACAGAAGACUGUUGAAGCUGCUGAGAAGGCGUUCAAAUCAGCAGAAAAGAAAACAAAGCAAACCUUAAAAGAAGUCCAGACAGUUACCUCUAUUCAAAAAGCAAGAAAAAUAUAUUGGUUUGAGAAAUUCCUCUGGUUCAUUAGCUCAGAGAACUAUCUAAUUAUUGGUGGACGAGAUCAGCAACAGAAUGAAAUAAUUGUGAAAAGAUACUUGACACCAGGGGACAUUUAUGUACAUGCUGACCUUCAUGGAGCAACUAGCUGUGUAAUUAAGAAUCCAACAGGAGAACCAAUUCCCCCUCGGACCUUGACUGAAGCUGGCACGAUGGCACUUUGCUACAGUGCUGCUUGGGAUGCACGAGUUAUCACUAGUGCUUGGUGGGUGUACCAUCAUCAGGUGUCUAAAACAGCACCAACUGGAGAAUAUUUGACAACAGGAAGCUUCAUGAUAAGAGGAAAAAAGAAUUUCCUUCCUCCCUCACAUCUAAUGAUGGGGUUUAGCUUCCUCUUUAAGGUAGAUGAGUCUUGUAUUUGGAGACAUCGGGGUGAACGAAAAGUCAGAGUGCAGGAUGAAGACAUGGAGACAUUGGCGAUUUGCACAAGUGAACUCAUAUCAGAGGAAAUGGAACAACUAGAUGGAGGUGACAGUAGCAGUGAAGAAGAUAAAGAGGAAUUACAUGAAACUCCUGUGGAAGUGGAACUUGUGACUCAGGUUGACCAAGGGGAUAUUACUAUUCAGAGUGGUGGUGAUGAGCUAAAUGAACUAAUUCAGGAAGAAAGCUCUGAAGAUGAAGGAGAAUCUGAGGAGGUGGUAAAGCAUCAGGAACCUGUUGGUGAAAUGAAGGAUGAAGGGGAAGAGACAUUACAUUAUCCUGAUACUUCCAUUGACUUGUCCCACCUUCAAUCCCAAAGGUCUCUCCAGAAAUUGGCUUCAAAAGAGGAAUCUUCUAAUAUGAGCGACAGUAAAUUGCAGAGCCGGAGGCAUUUGUCAGCCAAGGAAAGAAGGGAAAUGAAGAAAAAAAAGCUUCCAAGUGACUCAGGGGAUUUAGAAAUGAUAGAAGGAAAGGACAAAGAAAAAGAAAAUGCUCUACACAUUGAAACUCCUCAGAACACCAGCAAAAAUGUCCCGGCUGUGCAGCCAAUGAAACGAGGACAAAAGAGUAAAAUGAAAAAAAUGAAGGAAAAGUACAAGGACCAAGAUGAAGAAGAACGUGAGCUCAUCAUGAAAUUGCUAGGGUCUGCAGGUUCAAACAAAGAAGAAAAAGGGAAGAAGGGGAAGAAAGGUAAAAUAAAGGAUGAACCAGUGAAGAAACAGCCCCAGAAACCUAAAGGCGGACCAAGAGUUUCAGACAGCAUAAAGAAAGAAACUCCAUCCCUUGAAGUUACAACUCAUGAGUUACAAGACUUGGCUGUAGAUGAUCCACAUGAUGACAAGGAAGAGCAAGAUCUGGACCAACAGGGAAAUGAGGAAAAUCUGUUUGACUCUUUGACGGGGCAGCCACAUCCUGAAGAUGUACUCCUGUUUGCCAUUCCAAUAUGUGCCCCAUACAACACCAUGACAAACUAUAAAUACAAAGUGAAACUUACUCCUGGAGUUCAGAAAAAGGGAAAAGCUGCAAAAACAGCCUUGAAUAGUUUCAUGCAUUCCAAGGAAGCAACAGCAAGAGAAAAAGACUUAUUCCGCAGUGUAAAGGUAAAGUAUUCCUCUAGAAACUUCUGGAGACUGGUGUUGCAAUUAAAAAUGUUAGCAGUUAUUGCUUUGUUAGUAGAUGGAACCUGCAGCUAUUAUUUUGGUAGAAAAUGCGGUCUUACUAGAAGCAAUAUAAAAUAAGUAAAAUCAUAUUGGGUGAAAAUUUUAGAAAUGCCAUUCUUUUGACAGCAGAGGACAUAUAAUUGUCAUAAAAGAAAAUAUGGUUUUGAAGAUACUCAGCAAUUCUUUU
Lagenorhynchus albirostris (white-beaked dolphin) is the source of this 3464-nucleotide messenger RNA. It is a transcript of the gene NEMF, whose product is annotated as nuclear export mediator factor. The coding region runs from base 65 to 3355 and encodes 1096 amino acids. Gene Ontology annotation, biological process: ribosome-associated ubiquitin-dependent protein catabolic process; rescue of stalled cytosolic ribosome. The transcript is spliced from 32 exons. The record is from RefSeq and is a predicted model, not a curated record. Gene Ontology annotation, cellular component: RQC complex. Gene Ontology annotation, molecular function: ribosomal large subunit binding; tRNA binding. NCBI's taxonomy places the organism in Eukaryota, Metazoa, Chordata, Mammalia, Artiodactyla, Delphinidae.